AUGGGAAUGUUUAUACUUGGAGCGCCUCUUUGGACGUUAGUGUGCGUCAGUCUGAGUGCGUCUCUGCUGCACGCACUUCCACCUCCUCAGACUGCGCCUCGGAGACAGACCUUGCAAUGGUCGCAUAACGGACAACUGUUCAGCAUCCUGAGCCAAGGAUCCGAGUACCAUCCAGCACGGAGGCGAGGAGCAGCCCAGAGACAGGACUCUCACACGGUCACUAUCAGUAGAGACCAGGCGAGACAGCAGCGCCCCAACCCGGGCACCAACCCGGGGGGGGACCAGGGAGGGAACCCGGGCACCAACCCAGGCACCAACCCGGGAACCAACCCGGGCACCAACCCAGGCACCAACCCAGGCACCAACCCGGGCACCAACCCUGGCCCCCGGGCCUCGGGCCCCAUCCACAGGUUCCUUGGAGGGCGUGCACGCACAUCAGAGCGCAGGGGCCACGCAAAAAAUGAGACUCGCGGUGCAGGAGGCGACGUGAUGGUUGGGGACGACCCCUACAAUGAUCCAUACAAGUCCACCAACUACGAGAACCCAUAUUACAAUCACUACGACGCAUAUGAGCAGCCCAGGGCCAGGUCCAGGCCGGGGUACGGCACCAGGUACCACCAGUAUGGUCUUCCAGACCUGGUUCCUGAUCCAUACUACAUGCAAGCCUCAGUCUAUGUCCAGAGAGUGCCCAUGUACAGCCUGCGGUGUGCAGCAGAGGAGAACUGUCUGUCCAGCUCAGCGUACAGAUCCAAUGUCCGGGACUAUGACACGCGGAUGCUGCUGAGAUUCCCUCAGAAAGUCAAGAACCAGGGCACGGCGGACUUUCUACCCAGUAGACCGCGCUACUCCUGGGAGUGGCACAGCUGUCACCAACAUUACCACAGCAUGGACGAGUUCAGUCACUAUGAGCUACUGGACGCCAGCACCCACCACUCGGUGGCAGAGGGCCACAAGGUCAGCUUCUGCCUGGAGGACACUUCCUGUGACUAUGGAUACUAUCGCCGCUACGCCUGCACCUCCAACAGACAGGGUCUGAGUCCAGGCUGCUAUGACACGUACAAUGCAGACAUAGACUGUCAGUGGAUUGACAUCACAGAUGUGAAACCUGGAAACUAUAUCCUCAAGGUCAGUGUGAACCCACAGUACAUUGUCCCAGAGUUGGACUACAGCAACAACAUAGUGCGUUGUGACGUUCGCUACAGCGGGAACCACGCCUCAGUGUCCGGCUGCCACAUGUCUCCGUAUUAA
This is a messenger RNA of Knipowitschia caucasica, 1248 nucleotides long. NCBI's taxonomy places the organism in Eukaryota, Metazoa, Chordata, Actinopteri, Gobiiformes, Gobiidae. The record is from the annotation of a GenBank genome assembly.